UAUAAGUCAAAAUCUCGCGAAAUAACGGACGCCGCAACUGACGCGCACGAGCUCUGUUUAAAACACGUAGAAACGCACAGUAUUCGCCUUUCAAAUGCAUAUUUGAGUUAUACAACAUCGUAAGAUUGGAAAAUAGAUCUAUUUACAUGAUCUGUGUGGUAUUUGUGAGUGUUUUAUCAGGUUUUGAAUGGAGGAGCAACCGAUAAAUCAACUGGACAACCUGCUGCUUCAGUUAGGUAUAGAAACACGAGAACUUGCUCAGAAGAAGGAUGACCUCAAACAACAAAUACAAAUUUGUGAGUCCAACAUUCAAGAGAAGAAGGAUUACAUUAGCACAACUCACAAGAUCCUCAGCAAACUCAGCGAGGAGAUCCGGCAAAAACAAAACACGUUGAAGUUUAUCAAAGAAAACACUAAAAAUCUCCAGCGAACAGGACAUCUGCUGCUUCAGUAUGAAAAGACACUGGAAGCUGAGCUAGAGAAGAGACAGGACAGCUAUAAUCAAGACAUGAAAAUCUUCCAGGAGAGAAUGGAGAGCUACAGGAACGUGUUUCAGCAGUAUAAGGAUCGAUACUGUCAGAACCCACUGGCUCAAAAACUGCUGAAGAUCCAAGCCGAGAAUGAGGACAUCGAGAGGAGAAUCAGAGCAACGGAAGAACAAAUAUUGGAGAAAGAGAGAGAACUGAUGGCAGCGCUGGGUGAAGAUGAGCCAGUCGCUGAUGCUGCCGACAGUAAGUGUGAAGACACUGACAACCCACAAACUGAAAUCAGGGAGUCAUUUGAUGAAAUGGACCCUUAUCAAGACCCCAUAAUGCAGAGGCCUAAAGAAUAUGCAGAUGAGCACAUGGUUGCUGAAGAUCCUUCUGAGGAGAAUAAGGAUAAAACAGCAGAAAGUGAAUCUCAAACUGACACAUUCUGCCAUGGCUUACAGACAAAGACUGAAACUGGAGAAGAUCAAAUGCAAGAAAGUGAUCAGUCAGAGGAAGUGAAUGAACUGGAGGGGAAUAUGAAUGUUUCAUGUGCUUCUGAGCUCAUGGUGGAAAUGUCAGAGGAGGAGGAAGAUCGUUUGGAGGUGACCACAGCAGAUGCUCAGGAGGACACGGCGAAUGAGGGUGGCAUCUGUCCUCCUCCAUCACCGGCUAGAAUAAAAGCCACACCGACCACCCCCACCUUCUCUCUAAACAACAGCCCCAGUUCCUCACCUGGACGGCAGGAGACCUCAGACACCAAGUCGCCCGCUUUUGUCUUCUCCAUGAAUUCUGGUCCAAGCACACCUGCGUUCUCUAAGCUGGGCUGUGAUUUUGCUGCAGAAGAGGCAUCUCCAUUUACCUUCACAAGCUCCUAUUUCAGCGACAAGAAGUCACCAGGAUCGGCACCCAAGUUUUCAGGUUUCCUGUUCGAUGAAGCCGAGAGUCGUCAAGAGGAGUUUUCCUUCUCGUUUGGGACGGUGAGCCCUCAGCAGAACUCUUCCACACAGGACAUGGCAGGUUCUGCGGAUUCAUUUCCAUUUUCAUUCAGCUUUGGAAAAAUGUAGCUUCAUUAACAUUAAUCUCAUCUUUAUAGCUGUACUUCAGAAAUGUGUUCAAAUGUCUGUAAGACUCUGUUGAAGUUACAUUCUAUGUUCUAUAUUAGUUCAGAUGUGUUUGUGAUCCUGGUCAUUUUGUUCAAGUUUGUUUCAACAUAUGAUUCCUUUGAAUAUAUAUUUAUACUAAAAUGCAUGCAUUAUAAUUAAUAGAAUAUUAGAGGAAUGUUAAUUUUAUGAAUGUUCUUAUUAAAUGUAUUUGGUGCUACAUCGUAACUGAAAACAUAACAACGCUGACUUUAAAGUUCAAAAAGUCUUUCUAUUUGUUUUCCCGCUACUUACAACACAACAAAGUAUUUUUAAAUAUAUAUAUAUUUUUUAUUAUAUAUUGUAAUAUAUGUAUAUUUUUCUUAAAUGACAGGACAGUCCUUUAUAUAUGACAUUCAGCUCAUUACAUUCAUUUUACAUGUAGUUGUUUAUGGCUUACCUUCAUAGACAGAAACACUACUGUAAGUGAAUACCCUACUGGACACUUAGUUGUCAGCAAAACAACAAUCUCAGAGCUGUUGACAGUAAUACAAUGUCAAAAGGCCCAUAUGCAACACUGCUAAAGUUUGAAAUGCUCUGAGGUGAAAAUCACAAAAAUUGCAUAAGCACAGCCACUGUUUUAAGGCUGUAUUUUAAGAACUAGUCUGAACAUCUAGUAGUUAGCCAAGCUAUAAUAUGUUUUACUUUUCAGAUUCAAGUUAGACCAAUCUAUGUUUAUGUAACUGCCUUAAAGUUACGAACAGUCUCGAAGAAAAUAAUCAGUCUAAGCAGUUUAUGCAACCAGCCACACCAGGCCAUAUUUCACCCCAAAAGCAGAAGAAAAAUUAUGUUUUGCAAAAAGAAAAUGAAGCUAUAAUUAUUGCAUUGUGACAUUAUUUUCCAGACAAUUAAAUAUCUUUCAGGCUUCCAUAUAAUCUGGAGUAUUAAAUACUGGAGAUGUAAAACAUGUAGUACUAGAAUUAUCUAUUGCUUCACACUAAUCACACUGCAUAGGCACACAAUAAAACGGUCACGUUACUGAAGCUCACAACCACAAAAUACAUGUUCAAACGUUUAACAAUCCAAGCAACAAGUUCAUAAUCUCCAUCUGUAUCAGCUCGUGAUGUGCUUCAUCACGAUACAUCAAACCAUUUCCCUCAUGGGAAGCUGCUGGAAUAGAGAUUUGGCAGAGUAUAACAGUGAAUUCUGUAGGAACUUUUGAGUGGUUGAAUUAUCUACUAACAGCAGCAGUUUUGUAUAAAGUAUAACAAUGUUUUCGCUGGAAAUGGCUGGUGUUGUUGCAUUGCACCAUGAAAAAAAAAUGUUAUCAAAAUGUACUUUUGGAACAGCAAUAUAACUUUGCAUGCUGACAUUGCUACAGUUGUGUAAACAUUGGCAGCUAAAAGUUUGGAAUAAUUAAGAUUUUUUUUUAUGUUUUGAAAGAGGACUUCUCUGCUCAACUAGGCUUUAUUUAUUUGAUGAGAAAUACAGUAAAAUUGUGAAAUAUUAUUGCAAUUUAAAAUAACUGUUUUCUUUGUGAAUA
This is a messenger RNA of Onychostoma macrolepis, 3092 nucleotides long. Its product is annotated as myb-like protein V. NCBI's taxonomy places the organism in Eukaryota, Metazoa, Chordata, Actinopteri, Cypriniformes, Cyprinidae. The record is from RefSeq and is a predicted model, not a curated record. The coding region runs from base 188 to 1534 and encodes 448 amino acids. The transcript has 14 exons. Gene Ontology annotation, biological process: oogenesis; spermatogenesis; homologous chromosome pairing at meiosis. Gene Ontology annotation, cellular component: central element.